CAAACAUACAAAACAAGCGAGAUGCCGAGGUAACUCGACACAGUGGCGGCGAUAAUCUGGGGGCAGCGUCCACUGUCCGCUGUCCACCGUCCACCGUCCACCGGCGAUUGUUAAAAAGGGCAAGCAAGACAAAGUCGGGUCAUCAAAUCAAUCACCUUUCCCUGCUGCUGUUGCUGCUUGUCAUCUUCACCUCCUCUCUCCUACUCUAGUCGCCUCUUCUUCGUGGGAACUGCAUUAUUGACCGUUGCUUGUCUCUGUACCUCUUUGCGGGUUGAUUGAAUCCAAACUGCCUCUGUAGAAAGAGUCCGGUGGAGAACGAUCGAAGAAACAUACACAAUGGCCACACAGCGACUGGGCUCAAUCUUCUCACACCUCUCGUCCUCCAAGACGGGGGUGGCUGCUAUCACCCAGAAGAAUCCCGAUGACAUUGUCAUUACCCUCGCCAUCCGGACACCCCUCGCCAAGGGCAAGAAGGGCGGCUUCAAGGACACCGACCUCGACUACAUGGUGUGGGCGCUGCUGAAGGAGGUCGUCGCCAAGAGCAAAAUCGACCCUGCGAUCGUCGAGGACAUCUGCUUGGGAAAUGUCGGCGACGCGCGCGCCGCAUACAAGGUCCGCGCCGCCAUGUUGGCCGCAGGCUUCCCCCACACCGCCGCCGCCUCGAGCGUCAACCGCUUCUGCUCCUCGGGCCUCAAGGCCGUGCAGGACAUCGCCAACCAGAUCUCCAACGGCUCCAUCGACAUCGGUAUCGCCAUGGGCGGCGAGUCCAUGAGCAACAACGCCGGCAAGGACACCCCGUUCUCCCCCGAGAUCAUGGCGAACCAGGAAUCCGCAGACUGCACCCAGCCCAUGAUCCAGACGUCCGAGAACGUCGGCAACGACUUCAACAUCACGCGCAGGAUGCAGGACGAGUACGCCUGCGAGAGCUUCCGGAGGGCCGAGGUCGCGCAGAAGGCCGGCUGGUUCGAGGAUGAGAUCGUGCCCAUCACCACAAAGGUCAAGGAUCCCAAGACGGGAGAGGUCCACGAAGUCACCCUGACCAAGGACGAGGGCCCCAGAUAUGGCACUACCCUGGACAGUCUGUUGAAGAUCCGUCCUGCCCUACCGCAAUUUGGAGACAAGACGACUGGCGGCAACGCCAGUCAGGUUACCGAUGGAGCCGCCGCCAUCCUCCUCAUGAAACGUUCCAAAGCUCUCGAACUCGGCCAACCCAUCAUGGCCAAGUUCUGCGGCGCCACCGUCGCUGGUGUGCCCCCGCGGAUCAUGGGUAUUGGCCCCACGGCCGCCAUCCCCAAGCUGCUCGGCAAGUUCCACCUGACAAAGGACGACAUCGACAUCUUCGAGAUCAACGAGGCCUUCGCCUCGAUGGCCGUGUACUGUCUCAACACGCUCGGCCUCGAGCAUGAGAAGAUGAACCCUCGGGGCGGCGCAAUCGCCUUGGGCCACCCUCUGGGCGCCACCGGAGCGCGACAGAUCUGCACGAUUCUGAGCGAGGCUAGGAGGACCAAGAAGAAGAUCCUCGUCACCAGCAUGUGCAUCGGCACGGGCCAGGGCAUGGCUGGUCUGUUUGUCAAUGAGCAAUUGUAGGGCUGUGUAGGUUGUAAGUUGUGUGCUCUAAUACCAUUGGACCGGAUUGUCGCUUGCAGUUGAGGGACAUUGACGGUCCAUGAAAGGAAGAGCUGGACUGCACGAAUGACUGACUGACUUAUUGACGGACUGACGUGUCAAGACAACUCAAUGUUCAGUGUGAAAUUGUGAAAAGAGCUGUCCGAAUGUGCAUUGCAUCCGUCUGGUUUUGGAGCAUCGCUUCGAUCGACAGCGUGCGGUUGUCGCCGCCGUCGUCGUCGUAGCGUGGCGGGCUCUUUGUGAGAUAAAAGCGAGCACAUAUAUUAUUUGCAGCAUGAAAAUGAAAUCAACUCAUGUACCUACAACAUGAA
Cladophialophora immunda is the source of this 1937-nucleotide messenger RNA. RefSeq lists its product as uncharacterized. The record is from RefSeq and is a predicted model, not a curated record. Gene Ontology annotation, biological process: phenylacetate catabolic process; fatty acid beta-oxidation. Bases 337 to 1587 code for a protein of 416 amino acids. The transcript has 4 exons. Gene Ontology annotation, molecular function: acetyl-CoA C-acyltransferase activity. Gene Ontology annotation, cellular component: peroxisome. NCBI's taxonomy places the organism in Eukaryota, Fungi, Ascomycota, Eurotiomycetes, Chaetothyriales, Herpotrichiellaceae.